Molecule: messenger RNA, 1324 nt
Organism: Oncorhynchus gorbuscha (pink salmon)
Lineage: Eukaryota; Metazoa; Chordata; Actinopteri; Salmoniformes; Salmonidae
Product: coiled-coil domain-containing protein 126-like
Exons: 3
Coding region: 716-1189 (157 amino acids)
Source: RefSeq, a predicted model, not a curated record
CAUGUAUGUUUAUGAGCAAUACAUUUCCCACAAAUCCCUACGGCAAACAGUGAAUCGUAAUGACGCAAAACACAACACGAGGAGAAACCGGCUGAACUCGCGAACAAAUAAAAAAUAAAUCCUAGACAUGCAAACAAUUAUACAAUGCAAAUUUUACUUCCGAAUUGCCGAUUUGUUUCAAUUACAUUACUUAUGAAGAGUAUUGAAUAGUUAGAAGCCGUACUAGCAGAAUUUCGGUAUCUGCCCUGUGCACUCAUCUGUUCUCAGUUUUGGAAUGGGAUUGCAGACUGACGUUUUGAACAGCAGUGACUCAAACGAACAAAUCCAGAUCCUCCCUUUCCGAAUGACUCAGGCGGCUAUGUAUGUGUUUGGGUCUCAAGGUUGACUGCCAGGUUUGGGCCCCAUGAUUGGCUGCUAGGUUUGUAAAGUGUUCUACUCCUCCAAACCCAACCCAAGCCCUAUAUCCCCCAGUCCUAACCCCUUAGCCCUGUGUCAUUAUUUUGCCUGACUAGCCCGAGCUCCACACACUUCUAGCCCCAAACCCUUAACCCUUUGCCUCCAGAUCCCUCUCCUUUCUUUCCUAACACCAGCCACCUCCAGACCCAGUACCAGCCCCAAGCCCCUCUCCCCAACCCUGUUCUUCCAGUCCCACCCUCUAUUCCCCCAGACCCCUACCCCUCUCCCCUGGCCCAGCCCCACAUCCAGCCCCAGUACCAUGCUGGGGAGGAACAUGUCCCAGAAGCUGAGCGUGCUGCUGAUCAUCAUGGGGCUGGCGUGGGGGCUCAUGUUGCUACUCUACACCGGGCAGCAGCAACACCACCAGAGCAGUGGCGAGCUGCAUCAACAGAUCCUGGAGCUGAGCCGGCGCUAUGUCAAGGUGCUAACCGAGGAGAACCAGAACGCACCUGGAGGACCGCAGGGCACCUCCAUGGCUGGUUACGCUGAUCUGAAGAGGACCAUAGCGGUGUUGUUGGAUGACAUCCUGACGCGCCUGGUCAAGUUGGAGGGGAAGAUUGAGCUGGUGGCCAACACUUCAGUCACUAACUCCUCCCAUCUUGCUGUGGGUGCCUUGGCCUCAGCUCCAGUUGCCUUACACAAAGCCACCAAGGAAGACACGCCAGGCAACCACCACCUGGAAACCGCUCGCAUCCCUCCAUACACACCCAGCAGACCUCUGCCAGGGGUAUAGUAGGGCCUGAGGCCCUGUUACAAGUGCAUCCUUUCUUCCUAAGUUGGUCACUGAUCUAAUAAGGUCGGUAGGGUGGUAACUCUCAUUUCACUUGUUUAUUAAUUUACAGAUCAGUGAUUAUCUCAAGGGAGCAAG